GUCUGGUCCAAACGAGUAUGACGUUGUUGCUGCCUGUAACUAGCUAACGUUGCCCAUGAAUGGAAGCUAGGCGAGUAAGAAUUUUAGCCAGGUAGCCCAGAACAAAUAAGUGUGUACUACAUGACAUGGUGAGACUGCUUCGUCAACAUAGUAAAGGGUGGCACUGUCGUUUCUCUACAAGUAGGGUGAGUUGACGUUUUUUACUUGCAUGAACGCGGACAAUCAGAACCAUGGACAGCCACAUUUGGCUUACGUUGAUUGGACAAUUUUUGGGGGGAUGUCUUGUCACAAUUAGACUAGGCAGAGGUGCUUUGAUGAUAGAAAAUGGUGCUGGAAUAGUGGAGGCAGUGCCUGUUUUCUUUGCGACUUGAGGAACUCGGGUUCUAAAUCUGUUUUAGUUGUCUGAAAUUAAGUUGCUUCACCAUGCUGUAGGUCAUGUUAGUGUACAUGCAAUAUGCUCUGGACUUCACUGGACAGAGGUUGCUAUGUGGUUUUGUGAUUAAACAAAGAUGUAGUUGAAUUUAUUCUGCAGCUGUCUUAACCUAAUUCAUAUGCCUUGCCUAAAGGCUAUCGCGCAAACACACUUAUCACAACACAGGUUGUGGUUUUAACCACACACUGCUACUGGCUGUAUGUAACAAGAAACAUGUGAUACCUGUAUUACCAGUAUACAUAACUGACAUUUUUUGGUGUUAAGUCAUCAAAUUAACUUAGUUGGUCAACUAUUUUUUUUAGAACGUUUUUGCUUCUCUGUCUUUAUUUUGUACAAAGUGUGCAAAACAAGACACUCUGGUAUAUUUGUUAUAGGACAUUCCUUUAAUGUCAACAUUUAGCUAUGUUGUAGUACAGGACACUAAGAUCUAACACUUGUUUUUUGAGGACCUGAUGUUGGGAACAACUAAAUGAUUUGACCUUCAUUAAGCCAAAAAAUGCAUCGACUUAAAUGAGCCCACGGCACGGGCAGUUAUACUUUUGUUUUUACUUAUCAGUCUAGUUGAUGCUACAACUUAACAUGCAUGAUUUCGCGACCAUUGACUGAUUAAAAGCAAAUCGAGUUGAAUUGAUAUGUUGGGUCAGAUAGCGUUUAUCUACUUAAUAUUAAUCAGAUGGGCGUAACCGCAAAGGUCUCAAAAAUACAUAAACCAGGAGGCCCCGCAACACAUUCGUUCCCAUCUACUGCAGUUCGGUUGGAAGAGUAUCACGGUUUUGUCGGCGGUAAGAGUGUAAUAGCCUUUUGUGUUUAAACUUUUAAUUUAGGGACAGUAACAAGAUGGUGUCGCGGUAAAUUAGGGUCUGACACCCGAGAAGUCUGGACGUGGCUAUAUAUGUAACUAGCAGUUAGCCUACGAUAACAUUCUCAUGAUUGUAAAUUUAAUUCAAAGUCAAUGUAUGGACGAUUAUAUUGUGGUGGCAUGCGAAAGUCCCCAUUCCUUGCAUUCCUCGUUAAAGCAAGGCAAUCCCAACCAUUUUACUCUGCGAGUGCGCUCACUAGUCGAUGCAAUGACGCAGUGAUGGCUGGCUACCAGGGGCUCCCAUUACAUUACGAUAGCACUAUUGUAAAGGCCGUUGUGGUUUAGCUGGACAAUGUUGAACAAAGGGAGUUGAAUCUAGCUAGGCAUAGUACACAUGGGGGCGGGGAACUGCAUUGUGUACAUACACCAGUUGGCUAGUUUACUGAUUCAAAUAAAAAUCGCACCACGGUCAUCCGCUUGUCCAGCGAGGCGUGCUUUUUGAGAGAACGCACAUUUCAUUGGCUAGGUAGCUCACUAGCUACCGUAAGGUUGCGCUUUAGCUACGGUAUAUUGGAAAGGGAAGACAGCAGAACUAGCUAGUUACCGGGGGCAGGAUGAUCUUGGGCCUUUCCGACGUAAACCCCCAUACGCGUUUGUGCUUCUCGCUCGACUAUCAAACUCUUUGCUAGGAUCUCGCUGACUUUUUUUUUUUUUUUUUUUUUUUCGCAAUACAAAAUACUUUUUUUUUAAAAAUCAAGACAUCAACUGUUAGCUUGAAUUACAUUUGAUUACUGCGUGUAUUUGCACCAUUGCAAGAACAGAACAUGAACAGGUGUUUGAAUCCAAAAUAACCUGCUACUAGUUAACAAUCUGAACCACUGCAUCCAUAAUACACAUGUUAUUCCCUUCUACAGUGGUUAAAAGGAAGGAUGUCUGACGAAGGGAAGCUUUUUGUGGGUGGCCUGAGCUUUGACACUAAUGAACAGUCAUUAGAAGAUGUGUUCUCCAAAUAUGGGCAAAUAUCUGAAGUUGUUGUAAUUAAAGACAGGGAAACUCAGAGGUCCAGGGGCUUUGGUUUCGUCACCUUUGAGAACCCGGAUGAGGCCAAGGAUGCUAUGCUGGCCAUGAACGGCAAGUCACUUGACGGCAGACAGAUCCGUGUCGACCAGGCUGGCAAGUCUGGUGGUGGUGGCAGGUCCGGAGGUGGAUUCCGAGGGGGCUCGUCGGGUGGCAGAGGGGGAGGAGGAUACUUCCGUGGAGGCAGAGGUGGUGGUGGUGGUGGAAGAGGUGGUGGGGAGCGGGGGUAUGGCGGUGGACGUUACGACAACAGAAGUGGCGGCUCAUACGGAUCAGACCGAGGCUACUACAACAAAGACAGAGCGCAAGGAGGAGGAUACGGAGAUCGUUCUGGAGGUGACGAGGGCGGCUGGUAGGACGGAGGCGACCGGUAGUCUGUCUGGGCACGGCCCCUGGCCCGGCAUGGCCUGGUCCCAGCCCAGGGCCUGCUGCUCCGCGACACUUUAAAUCUUCUGAAACCCACCAUGUAGAUAAGAGCAGUCCUGGAUAAGUGCGGGAGGGCUGGCUCGCACGCCGAGCCACCCACCACCGGUCUAUUCCAAGUUUUUGUUUUUCAACUUUCUGAUCCUCCUUAUUUGUUAUUGAAAACUGCAGAGAACAACUUUUUCAUUUACAGUUUUUGUGGGUAGCUCGAAAGAGCAAGGCUCGUGCUGUAUGCCGUUGCCUCACUUUGGGCCGUGCACGCAAAGAGGCACAACCUAAAAGACAGGGAAUAUAUCUUGGAUAGAUAAUGGUAACGCUUUUGUAGUUUUAACUCUGCUUUGUAACAAAGUACAAAAAUGCUUGCACUUAUUUUGUUUAUGAUUGACUGUUUUGCCAACUAAUAAUGGUGAUGAGCCUGAAUGAGGUAAAUGCACACAAAGGUCUGAAAACAUCACCACCAUGUCUGCGCUGUUCUUCCUGAUUGAGAGAGGAGAGUAUGAGUAGAAACGUUCUCUAAUCGACUGGGCUUGCUAGGAUCGCUGUGGGUUCCGGUAAAUGAGAACCUGCUCAUUGGUUUUCUGGAGCACUGACCUGUUGCUUGACUGUCCGGUCUAUGGCAGGUUCUUGUCUAAUUUAUUUUGGUUUCUGAGAAUGGUUUUUAUUUUAUUAGCUGCACAUUUUAAAUAAGCAAUGUUUUUUUUGUGUGUAUCUGAGUCACACAAUGGUUUCAAGUACACACAGCGUUGAAUUAAUGUGAAGCGGGACAGUUCUACUACUUGCAAGCUCUUUUCAACAAACAUACUUUCUAUGAGGAUACAAAUGGAGUGAUUUCACAACUGUUCUCGUCAUAGCAUCAGAUUGGUUUUGUAUUAGAUUUUUUUUAAGCGUUCUGUAUCUUCAUGGUUGUAUUUUUCCUAUAUAAAAAAUAAAACAUUUAUAAAUCUGUU
This is a messenger RNA of Salvelinus namaycush (lake trout), 3679 nucleotides long. RefSeq names its product cold-inducible RNA-binding protein B-like. The record is from RefSeq and is a predicted model, not a curated record. Gene Ontology annotation, molecular function: RNA binding. Gene Ontology annotation, cellular component: spliceosomal complex. The coding region runs from base 2162 to 2665 and encodes 167 amino acids. The transcript has 6 exons. NCBI's taxonomy places the organism in Eukaryota, Metazoa, Chordata, Actinopteri, Salmoniformes, Salmonidae. Gene Ontology annotation, biological process: positive regulation of mRNA splicing, via spliceosome.